AUGUGGCGCCUGCUUGUCUUGAGCACUCUGGCAGUGCUGGAAGCAGCUCCUCCAGCAGAGUGCGGCAACUGUGUCACCGAAGAUGAGGACAGCAUCAUGACGCAGAUUCGCCAGCACUUUCGGGAGAAUCGGGAGACGGCCGCUGGGGUGUACCCUCCAAAAGCCUGGGGGAAAUACCUCAAGAAUCUUGUUGAUCUCUUCCACACACGUUGCCCUCCAUGCUCAGUUCUGCGCGAGAAAAACCCCAAGCUCUACAACAUGCACUGCGUGAACACAGACCCAGUGGACUGCGGUGGCACAUCUGCCACAGAGAGGUCAGUUCUGUGCAAAGGCCAAUCCAAGACUUUGCGGCCUUUGGAGCGUGUGUAUUCGGACAAUGGCGUGCUAGCGACCUCGCUCAUCGUGGAUGUGGCAGAUUUCACGUUCCCAGAAGCUGGAAUCAAGCUGACGACUCGGGCUUACAACUACAGCUUCCCAGGUCCAGCCAUGUUCGUGAAGCGCGGCGACCGGCUCAAGAUUAACGUCAUCAACAGGCUUCAAGCAACCCCGCAGUCCGUGCAGCAGCGGCGUGAGGGCCAGGACGAGCUCAACGAGAGCAAUCCUUUCUUUCAAGACGUGGGUCAGAACCUGACUUCGCCGUACCAGAGCCAGAUGAGUCCUAGCAUGAACAACUUCCACAACGCCAAUUUUACUCGCCUCCACACCCAUGGCUUCCACAUCUCGCCAGAGGGCGCCGCAGACAACACUCUGGACGCCGAGGUACCUCCUGGGGGAUCUUUCGAGCACAUUUACGAUAUUUCGCCCUACCAAAAUGCCGGGCAGACUUGGUAUCACCCCCAUGAGCACGGGUCCACUACGUUGCAGAUUGCGGGUGGCAUGGCUGGGGUGAUCAUCAUCCAAGACUCCGAAGGAGAAGUACCGGACUACAUCAGUCGCAUGAGGGAUGAGGUCAUGAUCAUCCAGGAGCAUAAGUGGCAAUACUUUGGGCCUGACUACUUGAACGAAGCGCCCAAUGAUUUCCUUCAAGGUUGCCACCCCUUCGGGUCCACAUUCACUCUCAAUUGCGCCAUUUUAGGUGCACGCACCUUGAUGAUCAAGAACUUGACAGAAGAUGAUGUGACCAAUGUGGAGAUCCUGCCGGGCUUUGGGUUCGAUGAAGGUCAGACCAUUCCAUUGCGAACGUUUUUCACGGUCAAUGGUCAGUUUUCGCCAACCAUGCCGCGGAUUAAGACCGGGCAGUGGAUCCGAAUGCGCUUUGUUUACGCAGGGCACCAUGAUGCAGUCAAUCUCGUCUUGGAGGAUGACGAUUGUGAGAUGCAUUUGAUUGCCAAGGACAACGUGUUUUUGCCAGUCUACCCACGCAAGCUCAACAAAGGCAUUUGGAUGGGCCCUGGCAACCGAUGCCAGGUCAUCGUGCGCUGCAAGACCCCAGGACGCAAGGCUCUGAAGCAACAGCUCACGGACUCCAUCAUUGCCCCAUUGGAUGAAGAGCUGCAGCCCUUGCUUCAGACCGUGAUGUGGCUGGACGUGAAGGGCCCGCGCGUAUGGUGGCCUCUGAAGCCGCCUCGACAGGUGCAAGCUCAAAGGCCACGCUACUUGAAUGACUUGCGCGAUGUGGAUGAUGUGGAUAUUGCCACUCCAAAUGUAUCCAAUCCAACUCGACCUGCAGAACCUAUCGUAAUCGUCCUGGACGACGAUGGCAAGACGAUCCUUGUGGACCAGGCCAUUGCGCCAGCCACGGGGCCCUCAGCAGAGCCAUUCGAUGCCCUGGCUUACCUCAACUAUCCCGUUCGUUUCGCCUUGAACAAUGAGACCUACAAAGAGGGCAUGAGUGACCAGUACCAGGCCGUGUUGCAGGUUGGAGAAGUGUAUCAGAUGAGGGCAAAAGGCCUUCAGUUCCACUCCUGGCACAUGCACGGCAACCCGGUUCAAAUCCAGUCCUUUGCCUUCGCCGGCUACAAGGAACUGUAUGGUGGGUACAUGGAAGUCGGGGACUGGGCAGACCAGAUUGUCCUUCCCAAGACGUGUGACCUGUCCUUUGGCCCCUUCAAUUGUCCCGACAGCGACGCCGUAGUCCGCUUCCAAACGGACUGCUACACUGGUAGGUUCCUUCUGCACUGCCAUCUGCUGUACCACAACGACCUGGGAAUGAUGACACUCUUGCGAGUCGAUGGCCCGGAGCACACGACAAACCCCAACUUCGCCGACCAGGGCAUCUAUCAAUAUCCGCCAAGUCACUGUCUGAGCCCGGGCGCCAACUGUCCAGACCCCGUCUGUGUGGACUACGACUACAGCGGCGGUGGUUCCACUCCAGCGCCCAGCUAUAGCUACAGCAGCUACGGCUACAACACUCGCUGGAAGCGUUGGCUUCGCCGCUUUCGCUAA
Molecule: messenger RNA, 2385 nt
Organism: Symbiodinium sp. CCMP2592
Lineage: Eukaryota; Dinophyceae; Suessiales; Symbiodiniaceae
Source: the annotation of a GenBank genome assembly